AUGUUUACGGCUAUAGCUGCCCUAUUUUGGGCUAUUCUGUGGGUUUCAACCCUUGCCCCAUUAGUAACCUCUUACCAAAAGAAAAAUUUGGAGAAGUUUCCCCUUGAUGGCCUUGACAUCUCCCUAGUUACAGAUGAAACCUUGACCGAACUCUUUGAUACAGCACCCGUUCUUCAUGACUACCAGGGAACUCGGAUUGUGCGCUUAUCACAAACGUUGAUUCUUAAAGGAGGGGACAAUUCAUCGCCUGGUGAAGCUAGAAUUCUUGAGAUCAUCGCUCAGGCUGGCAAAUCGAUCGCAGUACCUAAAGUCCAUCGCGUGUUAAAGUUCGAAAAAUGCUUUUAUGGGUAUAAAUGCCUCAUUGUGAUGAAUUUUGUGAGUGGAAGCUCAGUUGAGGAUUGCUGGGAAGACCUAAGUCAGAGUGAACGCAAGGAUGUCAUCUCUCAAAUCGCUUCGAGCCUCGACAAUUUACACUCUAUCUCUCUACCAGAGCAGGUGCCAGAACCUAUUAUACCGGGCCCAAUAGGUCCUUAUUCAUGUUUUGCCCGUGGUCCUUUCUUUAUUGAUGCAGGAAGCGGCCCAUUUACCUCAACAGAGGAACUCGAGGCUUGGUUCAAUCGACGACUUGAGAUCACCCAGAAUUUUAAACAAGCACCACUUGACUCCCAACCAUUUCGUUUCAACAAACUAGUUCUUACACAUUUGGAUAUUGUGCCUUGCAACUUGAUUCGAGAUUUAAAUGGAAAAGUCUGGCUGAUCGACUGGGGGUUUUCUGGGAUAUAUCCAGAAGGAUUCGAAUUUGCGUCAAUCCAUUUACGGAGAUAUCGUGCACCAUAG
Messenger RNA from Penicillium taxi, 837 nucleotides. RefSeq names its product Aminoglycoside phosphotransferase. The transcript is spliced from 2 exons. Gene Ontology annotation, biological process: protein phosphorylation. NCBI's taxonomy places the organism in Eukaryota, Fungi, Ascomycota, Eurotiomycetes, Eurotiales, Aspergillaceae. The record is from RefSeq and is a predicted model, not a curated record. Gene Ontology annotation, molecular function: ATP binding; protein kinase activity. The coding region runs from base 1 to 837 and encodes 278 amino acids.